AUGACAGGCCGAUAUGAAGGACGCCCGGAGCGUCAGAAUGAAUAUUUCAUCCCCGGUGACGGAAUCAGCCGAGAGGUUAUUCAAGCAGAUAUUUGUCGCUACCUUGGAAACGAUGCCCUCGUGAGACCUGGCAACCACAAUGGUCGUGCAGGAUUCUUCAUCCGUGCCUAUCGGAAUCUCACAUCUGAGAUGAUUACUGAUCUGAAGGCUGACUCCGCUCGUUGGGAGGCGGAUGUCUCCCGCCGGGCUGACCUAGGCUACCCGCGAGGGAAUUACAUUCAAGACACGAAUGUUUCCCACCCACCUAACACUGCUCCAGCGACCUAUGCCCCGGCGCCCGCUCAUGAGAAUCGUCAGUCACAGGGCCCAUCUCCUACGCCUUUUACUGCAGCACCCGCUCAGCCAUACAACAUGGAUCCUUACUCCCAGGGCCCCUACAGUGGAUCCCAGAAUGCCCCCUACACCAACCCUUCAUCAUACACAUCCACCACUCACUCGCCAUAUGCAUCAGGUACAGCUCCGUACCCCCCACCCCAGGUUUCCUACUCUGGUUCCAAUCAGCCCAUCGUGACGGCUGCGGACAUGCACCCCCAAUCGUACACAUACGCCCCCACGGGCUAUGGUUACGAUAAUGGCCGAAGCAAUGCUCCCCGAUACCCAGGACCUGGAUAUGAUGCCGAACAGGAGUACUCUACCGUAACUUCCGGGAUGUCCUAUCCUACCACUACUGCCCCGGAUCCCCGGAUAGGAAUGGAGCCCAGAUACACCCCAGAGUACGAGCGCAGGCCACAAGCAACCAGAGACAACCCCCACCGUCGGCGGUAA
Molecule: messenger RNA, 825 nt
Organism: Penicillium griseofulvum
Lineage: Eukaryota; Fungi; Ascomycota; Eurotiomycetes; Eurotiales; Aspergillaceae
Product: putative transcription factor RfeG
Exons: 3
Coding region: 1-825 (274 amino acids)
Source: RefSeq, a predicted model, not a curated record